AUGGAGGUGCAGAGAUUGGAGUUGGUAAGGUUGAAGUUAGACAACAUUUGGAUUUCUAUGAGAGGGAAUUUAUGGAAAUGGGGAACUGCACGAGAUUCUGAGGGAGAUUGUGUUGAUUUUGGCGAAGAUGGCACGUUUGCAGAUGCUUGGAGACUAAGAAGCAGCGAACUAGGGUUUUGGGUGUCUUGGAUUUUUGCCAAGAUUGCUCUGAGAAUUAUCUCCUCUGAGGAGGUAUCUAGACCGCUGCUUUGCUUGGUUGAAUUGGAUCUUAUUAACGGGAUUGGAGAGUUUCUUGCGAUGGGGAAUGGUGAACAGACAUUCGAUAUAAG
This is a messenger RNA of Dovyalis caffra, 329 nucleotides long. The record is from the annotation of a GenBank genome assembly. NCBI's taxonomy places the organism in Eukaryota, Viridiplantae, Streptophyta, Magnoliopsida, Malpighiales, Salicaceae.